Phoenix dactylifera (date palm) is the source of this 1328-nucleotide messenger RNA. RefSeq names its product 2-deoxyglucose-6-phosphatase-like. Lineage: Eukaryota; Viridiplantae; Streptophyta; Magnoliopsida; Arecales; Arecaceae. The record is from RefSeq and is a predicted model, not a curated record.
CUGGGGUACGAGUAGUUUGAGUUGGAAUCCUCGCAGAGUGAGAGAGAGAGAGAGAGUUCGGACCCAUCUCCUAUAAAUUUGCUUCUCCUUUCCUUCUUCACUCUUGCCGUCUCUCUCUCUCUCUCUCUCCUCCGGGCGCCACUCGCCAUCUUACGCUUAUAUCAGAAGAAAAGAGCACGGCGGAUUUGAGUUUAUCGAUUUUGACGAGAAGAUGUCGGAUUUGACAAAUUCCCACGCCGCGGAGAGCUUCAUACUUUUGGAGGAUUCAGUUGAUCUGCCAGCAGAUACUGGAAGUUCUAUCUCUAGACUUGCUCCCCUUGAAGCAAUUCUGUUUGAUGUUGAUGGAACACUGUGUGAUUCAGAUCCAAUGCAUUACUAUGCUUUCCGCGAAAUGCUGCUAGAGAUUGGUUACAAUAAUAGUGUCCCCAUAACUGAGGAGGACUUUAUUGAGAAAGUUGCUGGCAAGAACAGUGAGGACAUCGCCAACACUUUAUUUCCUGACUGGGAUCGCGAAAAGGCUAUGAAAUUCAUUGAUGAUAAGGAAGCUAGGUUUCGGAAGUUGGCAUCUAAACAGUUGGAGGCAAUAGAUGGUCUCUACAAGCUACGAAAAUGGACCGAGGAUCGAGGCUUAAAGCGUGCAGCCGUGACUAAUGCUCCAAGGCCUAAUGCUGAGCUUAUGAUUUCGAUUCUUGGCCUGUCUGACUUCUUCCAGCAUAUGGUAAUUGGGAGCGAAUGCGAGAGGGCUAAACCAUUUCCUGAUCCUUACCUGAAGGCUCUCAACCUGCUCAAUGCAUCUCCUGAGCACUCAUUGGUGUUUGAUGAUUCUGCAUCAGGAAUAAAAGCUGGUGUGGCAGCAGGCAUGCCUGUAGUUGGAGUCAUGACAAGAAAUCCUGAAAAAUCACUUAAGGAUGCAGGAGCCAGUUUGCUUAUAAAGGAUUACAAUGAUCCGAAGCUUUGGAAGGCAUUGGAAGAUCUAGAGAAAGCUGAAGCCACAUUGAAGAAGGCUGAUGUCUGAGGUGGAUUCGUUCUUCAUUAGAUGCUGGGAAUGAUGUGAAAUAAGGGGGAAAUAAUAGCAAUCCAACAGGAGAUUUUUAUUUGUUUGCGGCAACUUUAUACAAACAUAUGCAUAUUCCUUUUGGAAUUCUAAGGUCAUUUCGUACUGAUGAGGUCCUCUUGCACCACAAAUGAUCAAGAAACCUGCAGUCAUCCACUUGAUUUUACUUAAACAGAUCGUAGUGGAUGUAAUAUCCGAAAUGUUGUUCCAUUACUUACCAAUCUUUUGAGAACAGUGAUCAAUAAAAAACAGUGAAAUGGGGUUAUAAUCAUCA